Molecule: messenger RNA, 633 nt
Organism: Fusarium fujikuroi IMI 58289
Lineage: Eukaryota; Fungi; Ascomycota; Sordariomycetes; Hypocreales; Nectriaceae
Product: probable thioredoxin
Exons: 3
Coding region: 1-633 (210 amino acids)
Source: RefSeq, a predicted model, not a curated record
AUGAGUGGCCCCAUCAACAUUGCUUCUGAGUCCGAAUGGAGUAGUCUCCUCUCGGGUACAAAUGUGGUCAUCGCAGAUUUUUACGCCGACUGGUGUGGUCCCUGCAAGAUGAUUGCGCCUACAUUCGAAGCUCUCGCCAAAGAACACUCACGCCCGAAGAAGGUUGCCUUCGCAAAGGUCAACGUCGAUAACCAGUCUGGCAUCGCCCGAGCCCAAGGUGUUUCCGCCAUGCCGACCUUCAAGAUCUUCCACAACGGCACCUGCAUCGAGACCAUCAAGGGUGCCAACCCUCCCGCUCUCACAGCGGCUAUCAAUAAUGCGGUGAAGCUUGGCGGACCAGCUACUGGCAACGUUUUCAAGACUCCCGGGCGAACGCUUGGUGGCGAGUCACGAUCUGCCUCGCUGUCCAAGCAGUGGAACUUGAAAGCCUUCUUCGAUGCUCUGAUAGCGUUCUUUGGACUAUACUUUGUUUCUCUGUUCACUUUUGACCCGUAUAAGUCAGCGGAAGACAGCCCCUUCAACCUUCAUCGUAAACCAGCACCAAGAAACACCGGUGGAUCGCAGACCGCUGGUGGUGCCAGAGCUCCUCCACGUUCGUCCUUCAAGACAUUGGCAGAUCUUGGUGGUGAUUAA